This is a messenger RNA of Thalassophryne amazonica, 3923 nucleotides long. RefSeq names its product toll-like receptor 9 (gene tlr9). Gene Ontology annotation, cellular component: plasma membrane. The record is from RefSeq and is a predicted model, not a curated record. Gene Ontology annotation, molecular function: protein binding; pattern recognition receptor activity. Gene Ontology annotation, biological process: positive regulation of interleukin-6 production; canonical NF-kappaB signal transduction; defense response to virus. Lineage: Eukaryota; Metazoa; Chordata; Actinopteri; Batrachoidiformes; Batrachoididae.
CCUCUUUCAUUUUCUGAUGGAUUAACAAUUGCUGCUUCUUGCUGCUAACAUAGGAUUGUGGAGAAAAGUGACUACAAUGGCUUUUUUGCGGCAUAUCUUCAUAAUUAGUCACAUUCUUCCAUUAGUGAGUGCUAUUAAUACCGCCUUCCUCCCUUGUGACACCGAUGGGAAUGCUACGAUAGUAGACUGCAGUAAGAGACAUCUCAGCUACGUUCCUCCCUUCAAGUCCACCACCGUAAAGUCACUGGAUUUAAGUAAGACAAAGAUUAUGGAUGUGGGAGUGAAUGCUUUCUUGGGUGUCCCAAACCUCACCACACUGAAAAUCACGAUGAAUUGUCUACCAGGUCACUUGAGAGCAUUGGAUGACCGAUCAUGCAAAAUGGAUAUUGACCUUUAUGCCUUCAAGAGUUUGACAAAGCUUCUGCACCUAAAUCUGUCAGGAAACAGCCUAACGUCUAUACCCUGGUUACCUGAGUCCCUGACGGUUCUUGACCUACAGGAUAAUUCCAUCUUCAACAUUGCUUCUCCUUUAAAUACUCCAAAUCUUGAACAUCUCUUUCUUUCCAGAAACUGUUUUUAUGCAAACCCCUGUGAUCAAUCAUUUUACAUCAGUGAGGGUGUUUUCAGUGAACUGCCGAAACUUCAGAAUCUUACGUUAGGAUUCAAUAAUUUGACGUCUGUCCCCAAAGGCCUGCCACACUCACUGGUACAUCUGGAUUUUAGAGAGAACACAAUCACGGAAAUCCCAGAAAAUGCAUUUGAAAACCUGACGGCCCUCAAAUAUUUGAAUUUGGAGUGGAAUUGUCAGCGUUGUGAUCAUGCAUUCAUGCCCUGUUUUCCUUGCCCUGGUAAUGCCUCCCUCAAACUACAUCCACAGUCAUUUUAUGCCGAGAACAGUUCCAUUCAGGAACUCCUUUUGAGAGGAAACUCUCUGAAGACAUUUCCUGGAAACCUCUUCAAGCCUUUGAGGAAUUUAAAAGUACUGGAUAUUUCUGACAACUUUCUCAUGGAAUAUGCUAUAAGUAAUGGUUCAUUUUUCACAGAUCUGAAGGGCCUCAAAUUUAUUAGUCUUAUCUAUAACUAUCAGCCAUUAAAGACAUUUCGGGAACUGAACCUUUCACCACAUCUUGGAGAUAUUUCAGGACUAGAAUACCUUCUUCUGAGUGGUAACUUUUUCCGCACGCUUUCAUUAAACAGCCUUAAAGUCCUGUCCAAACUACACAAUCUGAAGAAACUAGAAUUGCGGAUGAACUUCAUUAAUGCUUCUAACAUUAUUCGCGCUUUGACCACCUUACCUUCUCUCAGCUAUAUUGAUCUUUCGCAAAAUAUGCUUCGUUUCCUCUCAUGCUGCUCCAGUCUAAGAUUUGGGUCUGUUUAUCAACACAGCUCUCAGAACCAGAACUUUCAUGAGUACAGUAUUCUUGACCCACCCUUUAUCCAGAGAAAUCGAGAAGUCACCACAAAUGAUGUCUGGGAACACGAUGAAACUAAAGCAUGGGAAGUGCUACAAACCAAUAUGUUAAAAAGUCUCCAAUUUUGGGAGUUCAAAUAUCAUUACUGCCACUCUAACUUGACCAUUGAUCUCUCUCAAAAUGAUAUUCUAGUUCUUACCCCAGAUGUCUUUUUGGGCAUGGAUGCUCUUUGUUUAGACCUCUCCUUUAAUUACAUGAACCAGAGAAUACAUCCUGGGCUGUUCGAUACAAUGACAAACUUGGUUUUCCUAAAUUUGUCGUAUAAUAGACUUGAUCUUUAUGACAAAGAGGCUUUCAGUGAACUUACUGCUAAUCUAAAGGUAUUAGACCUCAGUAACAAUGAGUUUCAUUUCCAAAUGAGGGGGAUGGGCCAUCGUUUUCAGUUCCUCCAAAAUCUUGCAAAGUUGGAAGUACUAAGCCUGGCAAACAAUGAUAUUGGGAUGCGAUUGGACCAAAAACUCUUCAGCAGCUCUCUAAAGUACCUCGACUUUCAUGGAAAUCACUUAGACGUCAUGUGGGAGUCUACCAACAACAAGUACACUUACUUCUUCCAGAACCUUACAAACUUGAUCUACCUGGACAUCUCCAACAACAAACUGAAAUCAAUUUCACCAGAUGUUCUUGUUAACUUCCCCAAAAGCACUGAAGUACUCAUCAUCAAGCAAAAUAGUCUGACCUAUUUCCCUUGGGAAAGCAUCAAAGAACUCAGCAAUUUAUGGCACCUGGACCUCAGCUCUAAUUACCUCACUGAUUUGCCAUACAAAGCCAUCAGAUCUGGAGCAAGGUUUUCUCACCUAGACCUAAGCAACAAUCGUAUUGCUGUUAUUCCAGAGAAUUUUUUGAUGAAGUUGCAAACCCUGUAUAUCAACCACAACUACAUCAAAGAGCUAAACCAGAGCAUUUUCGUCGGUCCCAUUCUAAACGGUAGUUCCCUACGGAAACUCAAACUGCAUCAUAACCCCUUUAAAUGUGACUGUACCACAUCGUGGUUUGCAGAAUUCUUGCGGACCACUCAUAUAGAAAUUCCAAAUCUCAGUACACUUAUUCACUGUGAAUACCCAGAGUCCCAACAGGGGCAGACUGUGCUGUCGAUGGAUGAACAUUCCUGCCAGGACAUCUAUGGUAGUGUUGCCUUUCUCAUCAGUUGUUUUUUGGUUGUGAUUUUUGUUGUUUUUCCUCUGCUGAAACAUCUCUACGGCUGGGACCUGUGGUAUUGCACACAGGUGCUUUGGGCCGGAUAUAAGGGCUACACUCAGCUGGCUGGGAGGGAUUCCCCAUUUGAUUACGAUGCUUUUGUGGUAUUUGACACCAGCAACCAGGCUGUGACGGAUUGGGUCUACAAUGAGUUAACUGUCCAUUUGGAGAACUCAGGUCACCGGCGGUUUUGUCUCUGCUUGGAGGAAAGGGACUGGAUUCCUGGACUUUCUUGUAUUGAAAAUCUCCACAGUGCCAUCUACAGGAGCACAAAGACAGUGUUUGUGCUGUCCAGCAGUGAAGCAGUGAGUGGUGUGAUUCGCCAGGCUUUCUACAUGGUUCAGCAGAGGCUACUGGAUGAAAAGGUGGAUGUCACCGUUCUGGUUCUGUUGGAUGAGUUGUUUCCCAAACUGAAGUACCUUCAGCUGAGAAAGCGACUGUGUGGAAAAUCAGUGUUGUCCUGGCCAAGAAACCCAAGAGCCCAUCCCAUUUUUUGGAAUCGCAUGAGAAGGGCAUUGUCAUUGGAUAACCUCAAGUUUUAUGACCACAACAUGAGUGAGAGUUUUACAUGAGUUAUGGCAUCCAAUCCAAAAUUUAAGAACACCAUGGUACAACUAUGAAAUCUGAAAAUCUUCUGGGCCCACCCAAACCUUUUAUCAUGAUGUGGAUUGACACUUGAGACAAAGAUGAAAUAUUUCCAUGUAGAUAUUAUGUGGAACUAUGUCAGAUAAAAGAAGAGUAACAUAAUUAAAAUCCCAUGGAUUUUUGACUUAUUAUUACAUUUUUAAUAGCAUAAACAUUUUGUGGUAAUUGUAAACUUUAUUAUAUAUUUGAAAAUCAAAGAUAUUAUUGCUUGCUUAUUUUUAAUGACCUAUUACAGCCCACUUGCAGUACUUUCCAGCUCACACUUUUGGGAAUCAUUGAUUUAUGUCAACAAAAAACUUAUUUAACUUAUUUCUUUCAUUCUUUGUUUUUUAAUUUGAUUAUCCCCCAAAUUACUGAUCAAACAUUACUUUAUCUAUUAGUGUUCUUGUAAAUUUCUCUUGAACUAAUAGAUAAAUACAAAUUGAACAAUUAACAUUAUCAAAUCAUGCAAAUGUAAAACUUUAAUGUCUGUGAACCAAAUAAACUUUUGUGAAAAUAUGGACAACAGUGUGGAUCUUGUCAAAAACGUUAGGUGGCUAUAAGUAUUUUUUACUGAUUUAGAUUUUGAAAGGGCUGAAAAUGAUUUGUGUGUGUGUGUGUGUGUGUGUGUGU